AUGAUUGUUUCUCAAACAAGUCAACUAUCGGAUAAAUCAAUUGCUUCUGUCAAUGCAAGAUCAGAAAAAUCUUCUUCGUCUUAUACGCCAGAUAAUUGUCAAAGAGAAGAUAGUAACGAAGAACAAUCUAAAAAAAUGAAUGUAUUAAAUCCAGAACUGGUGACUGCUCUUGAUCGAACCAACACGAGUAAUCAUGACGCUGCUAUUAUUUUAAAAGCUGCAGCAGAAGCUUUUGAAGUUUCACCAAAAAAGGCUGAUCAAAAAACAACAUUCCUUCGAUUAAUUAUUUCAAAAAAAAUAAUUAGAAAUGCAAGAAAAAUGAUUGAUGGUAAUGAUAUAAGAACUUCUGAUGAUUUAUUUCAAGUACUGCGAAAUUAUUUUGGGGAAAAUAAAUCGUAUGAUGUUUCACUUCUUGAAAGAAGUCAAUGCCAACAAGGCAGAGACAAUGUUACACUAUAUAAUAAAAGAUUUAAUGAAUACCAUGCAAAUGUUAAACGGUCGAUAAAUAAUAAUUGUAAAAUAAGUUCAACGCAACGGCAUAUCAUUUUAGCGAAUGAAGAAGAACAAGGCCUAUCUCAAUAUAUACGAGGUCUUCGUUCAAACAUUAAAAUUUUUGUCAAGUCCGGUAAACCAGAAACAAUUCGUCAAGCUCAAAAUCUAGCUCUCGAAACAGAAAAAAAAGAAGAAAUUUCUCGUGCUUUGUAUCCAAGAAUGAACAACAAUUUCGGGAAAAAUAAUGAAACUGAAAGAUCACAAAACACUUUUAAACAAUACGAAAAACCACAGAAUACUUUUAAACAAUAUGAAAAAUCACAAAUUAACACUGUACCACAACACCGGGGCAGCAGCAAAUGUAAUAAAAAAAAAUGUACUGUCGGAUUACCAGUUAGAACUGUAAACGCCAAAAUUACAGGAAUUAAUGAUAAUCCAAUAAAUUGCGAUCAAGAAUGUAAAAUAACAAUUGAUGAUGUUGAUCACAUCUUUCUUAUCGUACCUGACAAUUUUCCAUUAGAUGAAGAUGGUAUUGCAGGAAGACCAUUUUUAGAAAAAGAAGACGCGAUAAUUCUUACUAAACAAAAAACAAUUAUAUUUAAUAGAAAAAGUAUAAAAAUAUUCAAAAUCAAUCCGACAUAUUCAACAGAAAGAAGUGAUCUAUUGAAAAAGAAUACAAGAUUACAUCACAUUCCAAAUGUAAAAGAUAGAAAUGACAUUUGGGAGAUUAUUGACUCUUUCCAAUAUGUUUAUUAUUUACCAGGUGAUCCACUGCCAUGUACACAAUUGGCAAGUCAUUCAAUUAAUACAACUGACGAAAUACCUAUCAAUGUCAAGCAGUAUAGGUACCCUCCUAUACAAAGAGAAGAAAUUAUUUCUCAAACUAAAGAAAUGUUAGAAAAGGGAAUAAUUCAAGAAUCAUACUCUCCGUAUAACGCACCUUUGUGGGUUGUACCUAAAAAACGUGAUGCUUCAGGCAAACAAAAAUGGCGGAUAGUUGUCGAUUAUCGUCAAUUAAACGAAAAAACACACUCAGAUCCAUUACCGAAUAUCGAAGAAAUUUUAGAUCAUUUAGGUAAUGCCCGAUACUUUUCUGCAUUUGACCUAGCUAGUGGAUUUUAUCAAAUUCCAAUGAAUAGCAAAGACCGUCAUAAAACAGCUUUUAGUACGCCUAAUGGCCAUUACGAAUUUUUGCGCAUGCCUCAAGGGCUAAAAAAUUCUCCAUCGUCCUUUCAACGAUUGAUGGACUCCAUUUUAAAAGAUUUAAUCGGAAAAGGUAUUUGUUUCGUCUAUUUAGACGAUAUUAUCAUUUUUGGAAAAACACUGCUUGAACACAAUCAAAAAAUGCGAAUUUUUCUAGAACGGAUACAAAGUGCUCAAUUAAAAUUGCAACCUGACAAAUGUGAAUAUUUGAAACCAGAAUUACAAUACUUGGGUCAUGUCAUAACAAAAGAUGGCGUCAAACCAAAUCCUGAAAAAUGUAAAAGCGUUAGGGAAUUCCCUACGCCCAAAAAUCAGAAAAAUGUUAAACAAUUCCUAGGUCUGUCUGGCUACUAUAGAAAAUUUAUUCCAGAUUAUAGUAGGAAGGCCAAACCUUUGACUGAACUUUUGCAAAAAAACACCUUGUGGAAUUGGGGAAAUGAACAAGAAAGAGCCUUUUCAAUACUGAAAGAAGAAUUAUGUAAAGAACCUAUUCUGGCAUACCCAGACUUUUCACAAGAAUUCAUACUGACUACAGAUGCUUCAGCUGUUGCAUUAGGUAGGAUACUGUCUCAAAUGAAAGAUGGGAAAGAACACCCAGUUUCAUAUACAAGUCGAACAUUUAAUAAAGCUGAAAGAAAUUAUUCACCUACUGAACGCGAGUUGAAAGCAAUUGUAUGGUGCGUAAAACAUUUCCGACCCUAUUUAUAUGGUCGCAAAUUCAAAAUAAUUACAGAUCAUCGAGCCCUAGUGUGGCUAAUGAAUCUUAAAGAUCCACAUUCUAAAUUAUUUAGAUGGAAGACAGAAAUGGAAGAAUUUGAAUUUAAAAUUAUCUACAAAAAGGGUUGUUUGAAUACAAACGCUGAUGCUUUGUCUCAAAACCCUAUCUUAAUGUAUCAACAUAAUGAUGAAAACGAAUCAACAGAAACAGCAUCAGAAUCUGAAGAAACUUUAGUAAGCAAGAAAAGAAAGAAAAAAGUAUCUGGCCCCUCUUCGAGUAAGAGGAUCCACAUGGAUGAAAUGAAAGAAAAACGUUUACGGAAAUCUAAACGCAAUAGAAAAAAUCUGUUCGGUCCUUCUACGAGUAGAAGAACCCAAUCAGAUUAUGAAUCAGAAGUUGAAUCAGAAGAGGUGAGAGGUUAUCAAAAACCUGAAACACUUCAAUCAACAAAUGUUCCUUCAAAUCAAGAAGAAGAAGCAGAACAAGAACAAGAACAAGAAGAACAAGAACAACAAGAACAAGAAGAACAAGAACGAGAAGAACAAGAAAUAAAUUUGACAGUAGGAGUAUCUAAAAUAGGGAAGAAUUUAAAUCUGACACAUUUACCUAUACCCGAGGGCAGCGUAGAUGUAUCAUUUAUUAAAGAAAAUGAACCCAAUUAUUUUGAGGUUCAUCAUGAAGAAGAAACGAACGAAUACCACGUUAUUAUCGGAGUGAAUACAGGUACAAAUAAAGAAGAGUUAGAGCAUCUACUCACUGAAUUAUUAUACCUUACUAUUGGAGAAGAAUUUAAUGAAAUCCAUGUCGAUCACGAAAACUGUGCCAGACUAUCUGGUUUAUCAAAAAAAUCUAUAGAAAGUCUAUGGAAAAACUUAUUUAAAAAUGGAAAUGCUGUCGUGUAUUUACACGAUAAAGAAAGAAUUAUACCUGAAAAAGAAGAUAUUCAAAAUAUAUUAAAAGAAAUCCAUGAUAGUCCUAUUGGAGGUCAUGGAGGCAUUAAGAAAACAUACUAUAGAAUUUCUGAAAAUUAUUUUUGGAAAACUCUACGUAAAGAUGUAGAUAAUUAUGUUAAAAACUGUAUCAUUUGUCAAAGAAAUAAGGUCAACCGACAUCCUACUAAAAUGCCUAUGAUUAUAACUGAUAUUCCGAAAAAUUUCAAUGAUAAAAUUGCAAUGGAUAUUUGUGGGCCGUUUCCUCUAACAAAUCAAGGUUACAAAUAUGUCCUUACAAUACAAGAUUGUUUAACUAAAUAUUUUUUCAGUAUUCCAAUGAAAAACUUUACAGCAUCUACUGUCAUAGACAACUUUUUAAAUUAUUAUGUGAGUUACUUCGGAGUACCUCGUAACAUAUUAACUGACAGAGGAACGAACUUUACUAGUGAUCUAAUGAAAAACUUUCAAAAAUCACUUGGUAUCAAACAUAUAACAACAACAAGCUUUCAUCCUCAAAGCAAUGGCAGUUUAGAAAGAAGUCAUCAAGUUUUGAAAGAUUAUUUACGUCAUUUUUCAAAUGAAAAUGCAGAUGAUUGGGACACGAAAAUUCAUCUAGCCAAUCUGUAUUACAACACAUCAAAACAUGAAAGCACAGGAUUCACUCCAGCUGAGCUUGUUUUUGGGAUCAACCCAAAAAAUGUUUCUACAAUAAAAACUUCAAAUAUUACAUAUUCAGAGUACAUGAAUGAACUACAAACGAAGAUUGAUAAAACGUUAAUAGAAAGCAAAAUAAUUAUGCGUGAAAGUAAAGAAAGAGCUAAAGAACGAUAUGAUAGAAUGACGAAUCCACAUGAAUUUCGUGCUGGAGAUUUUGUUUGGCUACGUACAGGAUGUGUUUCAAAAAUCCAUAUUUUAAUUAUAGUAGUAUAAACAUCCAUACAAUAGAAACACCUGAUCUAAAAAUUGGAGACUUCACUAACUAUGGUACAAAAUUAAAUGAUAUCACUAAACAAGUAAUAGAAAUAGGAAAAAACGAACGAUCAAAAACAUGGUAUGAAAUAAUAAUUAAUCGUAUUCUCAUUGGUCUAUACAUCUUAGGAGGUUUGGUUAUUUUAUACUUAAUCAAUAAAUUAAAAAUAUACACCAUUUUUAAAUGCCUAAUCGUUGGGGCAUGUAAUCCCUUGUAUCAACAACUAAGAAUUCUAAAUCAUAAUCACUCUACUAAUAAAAUUCAAAGAGACAAUGUACCAUCUACUUCAAUUGAACAAAAUCUAAAUUCUAUACCAAUGUUUCAAAAGAAAUUAAAAUCAAAAAAAUUAAAAAGAAAACCAAUACAUCAAUCAAGUUUGCAAUUGUCAGAAUUCGAUACUACAUUAUAAAUUAAUAAAAUAAAAUCCUAGAAAUUUGUAAAGGAUUUUAUUUUUUUUUAUAAGGGAGGAGAUGUUAUGCAUCUCACAUACUUAUUUUAUACUUUUAUAUUAAUUAUAAUAUUCAGCAUUUUAUUAUUUUAAUUCAGAGAAAUGACCGUCGCACUGAUACCUAAUGUAGUGCUCAGAGCGCGGAUGAAUCUAAAACUUGAACUGACGCUCAGCAUUGUCCGGUGCAGGUAGUCAGUCGGAAGGUUGUCGCUAUAUGUAACACAUUAUCUUUGAAUAAACUUUAAUAUUAAUAAUCUACUUGAGCAUUUUAUUUGAGUUAUUGAAUAAG
Molecule: messenger RNA, 5052 nt
Organism: Aphidius gifuensis
Lineage: Eukaryota; Metazoa; Arthropoda; Insecta; Hymenoptera; Braconidae
Exons: 4
Coding region: 1-4275 (1424 amino acids)
Biological process (GO): DNA integration
Molecular function (GO): nucleic acid binding
Source: RefSeq, a predicted model, not a curated record